AUGGCGCCUCACGCCCGAGCCUUGUUUGCCUCAGGAAUCGGAUCGGCCCUCGCCGGCUCGGCAUACGCCCUUCACGCUCAUGGGACUUGGAGCCCUGCACAUUUUGGGGACCCAGGCCGAACUACAGACAUGUGUCGGGAUCCAAGCCUGUUUCAAUCCCACAUAUUGCUUGGAUCCACCGAGGGGAUCUAUUGCACAUACGAGAAAGUGUCGCCUGACCCAAACCCGUCUGACCCGGUUGAGCAGUUACAAGCCAGCAAGAAAACUCAAGGAGUGAAAUUCUCAACACCUACUAGUACUAAUGAAGUAUGCAUGCCCAUCGAGUGA
Puccinia graminis f. sp. tritici CRL 75-36-700-3 is the source of this 327-nucleotide messenger RNA. RefSeq lists its product as uncharacterized. The record is from RefSeq and is a predicted model, not a curated record. NCBI's taxonomy places the organism in Eukaryota, Fungi, Basidiomycota, Pucciniomycetes, Pucciniales, Pucciniaceae. The transcript has a single exon. Bases 1 to 327 code for a protein of 108 amino acids.